GAGGACCUCGUGACCGUCAUAAGGGAAGUGACAGUGGAUGAGCUUAUCACAGUUGUGUGUUUCAAGUGUUGCUUAGUUCUCCCGUAGCUUGUCAGUUGUUUGUGGUUUUGUUAUUAUUUUUGGAUAUGGCAGGGCGUGGGAAGCUGAUAGCGGUGAUCGGUGAUGAGGAUACCUGUACGGGGUUUCUGCUCGGAGGGGUUGGUGAGUUGAACAAGAACCGCAAGCCAAAUUUUUUGGUGGUGGAGAAGGACACAAGCAUCACCGAAAUAGAGGAGACUUUCAAGAGCUUUUUGGCCCGUGAUGACAUUGGAAUAAUCUUGAUAAACCAGUUCAUUGCAGAAAUGAUUCGACAUGCCAUUGAUGCUCAUAUGCUGUCUAUCCCUGCUGUUUUGGAGAUUCCGUCGAAAGAACACCCCUAUGAUGCCUCUAAGGACUCCAUUUUGCGUAGAGCUAAGGGCAUGUUCUCUGCAGAGGACUUCCGGUAAAUACCUCAGAAAGAGGUUUUAAAAAUAGACAGUAAUGUGCUGCAGGAGAUCAAAGUCACAGCAGAAUACUGAUAUACAACAAACAUGAGCUGUAAAUCCAAGGUUCACUUCAAAAGGCCAUUCCAUAUAGUGUGCAUAUAAUGUCUGGAGUGUUCUGUGUAAAAUGUUGUGUACUCAUUCAUUGUUCUGUUUUGUAAUUAUGUAUUUGAUUAUGGUGGUUUAGAUACUUAUAGCUAAGAGUCCAACUAAUGUCAGUAUCUGCAAUGUUGUUUAAUUUAUUUUUAAGUAUCUACAACUAAUUAUAAACUUCAUCCUGCCUUCAAAAUA
Molecule: messenger RNA, 812 nt
Organism: Erpetoichthys calabaricus (reedfish)
Lineage: Eukaryota; Metazoa; Chordata; Cladistia; Polypteriformes; Polypteridae
Gene: atp6v1f
Product: ATPase H+ transporting V1 subunit F
Exons: 2
Coding region: 126-485 (119 amino acids)
Biological process (GO): proton transmembrane transport
Cellular component (GO): proton-transporting V-type ATPase, V1 domain; membrane
Molecular function (GO): proton-transporting ATPase activity, rotational mechanism
Source: RefSeq, a predicted model, not a curated record